AGCUGUGUUCAGACUCUCCGUUCAGUGCCUGCAUUCCUCCCCUCGUCAAAGCCUGCUUUAAAGGAGAAAAAAAUCAUAAAUAAUAACUCAAACGGACUGGACUAAACCAAAAAGGAGACCUAGUGGAUUUAUGACGGAACUCGAGUCCCACACGGAAAUACACGCGCAGGAGAAACUGGUGAAGCCUUUUUGAUGAUUUUCGGGGUUUUUAAAUUUCGUAUAAACAGACGAGCAAAGGAAAAGGGGGUUGAAAAAUAAACAUAAACGUUGCUUUUUUCCAUUUAAAGAGGAAAACAAGAUGGCUGAUGACAGCAACCGAUAACAAGGGCAAAACGACGCUGUCCCCUUUAAGACCAAAAAAGGGUAUAAAUUAUUUUUAUACAAGUUAAACAUUAAAAAUUGGACACUUUAAAUUUCGUUAUUGGUGUUUCUGAUUGUACUGUCAGAAAGGUAUCUCCCUUGGAGGGAAAAGAGGGUAAGAUGAUAAAUCACUGUCUCUCGGAGAAUUAUUUCACGUAGUUAAAUGAAGACAGGUAAUUGUGGUAGCUAGGUGAGGUGCGAACGGGCUGCCAGAACGGAGCGCAAGGGGGCCGGAUAGAGGAAAAUAACAUCGCUUAUCUGUGCUGUUAAUAGGUUUCCUUGAACACGGUAUCAGGCCCUCUGUUCAUUUAUGUAUAUAAAUUAUCACGCUGGCCAGCGUCAUUAAAGAAAAAAAAGUGACUUCCCUUAUACCGGGGGAACCGAAAACAUCUAUAAAUAAACAGAUAAUGCAGUAUGUAACAGACUAUCGACUUCCGAUUAAUAUAUUCUAAAUGUUUAUUUUUUGAAUCAGAUACUUUUAUAAAUAAUGCUAAGAAACAAUAAGCAGCAAACGGCAGAGGCCUUGUGUACAGAUCGAUUUUUUAUGUGAUCUGAUAUUUUAACGUUAUAUUUUGAAAUAUAAAGCUGUACUGUAGCUAGUCAUUACUGGGAAUUCUAGCCCCGUUGAUGCUGCUGCGUGAUAUAAUAUAUUAAGGGCUAAAGGUACUUUUCUAAGGUCAUACGUCUCCGAUUAAAACCUAAAAAUACCUGUUUUUUUUUUUGUAUUUGUUCGACAUAUAAGAAGCCGUCGCAAGAUUAUUCGGAAUUACUGCGGCUAUGCUUAAAUAAGGCCAUUUAUCAAGCGUGUAAACUGACGAUAAAGAACUAACUAUGCAUUUUGCGACAAUGUGCCCAGUUUACUUCGCAGCAUUGUUAUAAAUAAGAAUGACAGGGAUUACUGAUACAUAGUUACGGGCUGAGCCAGGAGAAAAAAAAAUAUGUGGGGGUUGGUGUCAUCAGUAUUCAUGUAGCUAAGGUUAAUUCCGAUUCGUUUGCGCUAAACGUAAUUGUUGCAUCGUAAUGAGCUAAUUCUAGAUUAUUCUGAAUUCCAUAGCUGUUCCGCCGACAAACAGGGAUUUCUGGAUUUUUUUUUACUUUGAUGGUGUUUGUUUCCGAGCGAGAUGUCGACGUCCUGGGUAGCCAAGUGCUCGGGAAAAGGGAGGUAGCUGGCUAGCUCGUAGCCAAAAUCCAAAAAUCGGAUCACGGAAAUUUUGGAAUGUUUGUUGUUCUCAUCAAAGGCAUAGCCUGCACGUAUUUUAAACCAAUGAAUAUCCGCCUGCUCUUUUUUCAUCGGUUAGUGUGCCUUGCUAGCACGUAUGUAGCUUAAAAAACUGUUCGGAUGCCUGCGCUGCAUUGUACUUCGUCACAGUUGGGAUUCAUUCGAGAAAAAAAAAAUUCCUAGCCUUUGCUGAAAGCGUUUGAUCUGGGCACAGGAGCAACGUCUCAUGAGUACAGGAAACGUUAAAUAAAUACUGUCUCGUCACAAAAGCACAUAAAUUAAUAUCGGAGACAAGUGAAGCUUCUAGAUUUCGUUUUUCUGUUGUGGAAUCCGAUUCCAUCGACCUCGGGAGAGUGGAAGAAGAGCCCAGUGGCUUCAUGUGGAACCGUUUCAGCCUUCUUAAAUGGACUUCUGAGCAUUUGACUGGGUAGCUAGCCAGAUCAUUUUUAAAUACACAGGAUAAAAACCAGAAUUUCUGUUGGACUACAAGCCGUCCUGAUACACUGUCGAUUCAUGCAAAAGUGGAACUUUAUAUAACGACAGUCGAAAGAGAGGAGGUAUUUUCUUGUUUAAAAACAUUUUUCACUAGAGGAAAUUCUGUACGAUAAUUAAUGCUAAAUUUAGCCGGAAGUUUCACUGAAGAGUUGCGAUGGCUGAAAACUGGAAAAAUUGCUUCGAGGAGGAGCUCAUCUGCCCGAUCUGUUUGCACGUAUUCGCGGAGCCCAUCCAGCUGCCUUGCAAACACAACUUUUGUCGCGGAUGCAUCAGCGAGGCCUGGUCGAAAGAUACGGGUAUGGUGCGGUGCCCGGAGUGCAACCACGCCUACAACCAGAAACCAAGUUUGGAGAAGAACCACAAGUUGUCGAACAUCGUGGAGAAAUUCAACGCGCUGAACGUGGAGAAAACGCCCGCGGUGUUGCAAUGCAUCCUUUGCCGGCGCGGGCCUCCGCUCCCCGCGCAGAAAGUUUGCCUCCGCUGCAAUGCACCUUGCUGCCAGUCGCACGUCCAGACGCACCUCCAGCAGCCUUCCUCCAAUCCGGGGCACUUGUUAGUCGAGGCCGAGGACGUGCGGGCCUGGAGCUGCCCGCAGCACGACGAAUAUAGACUGUAUCACUGCGAGGCGGAGCAAGUGGCCGUCUGCCAGUACUGCUGCUUCUCCAGGUGUGCCGCCAGCCACGGCCACGCAGUUUGCGACGUGGAGGUUCGGCGCAACGACAUCAGGCAAAUGCUGAUGAAGCAGCAGGACCAGAUCGAGGAGAGGGUGCAAGACAUCGAGGAGCAGCUGUACAAGCUGGAGUCAGACAAGUGUCUGGUGGAGGACAAGGUACAGCAGCUAAAGGAAGAGGUGCGGGCGCAGUACCAGAAGGUGCACCAGCUCCUGGAGGAGGACCUGGGCCGGACGCUGGAGGUGCUGGACAAGGCCCGCUCCAAGUUCUGCCAGGAGAACGCCUCCCAGGCCCUGCAGCUCAACGAGCGGCGGCAGGAGGCCCAGAAGCUGCUUAGCUCCGUCCAGGUGGUGUUCGACAAGGCCGAAGACAUCAACUUCAUGAAGAACACGAAAUCCGUGAAAAUAUUAAUGGACAGGUCCCAGUCCUGCGUCGGCAGUGCGCUUCCCCCUCACAAAGUGGGUCACCUCAACUCCAAACUCUUCCUGUCGGAGAUUUCCAAGAGAGAGAAGAGCCUGCGGAAAAUGCUGGAAGCUCCCUUCAGCGCUCCCGCCAACUUCCUCCAGAGCGUCCCGGCGUACCCCUGCAGCCUGAGCAGCUCGGGGGCGGAGAAGCGCCGCCACUCGGCUGCCUUCCAGGACAGUGGCGGCGCCGGCGGCUUCCUGGAGCCGUCCGCAGGGGGCGGGGCCAAGCAGCAGUACCUGGGCCAGGGGGCGGCACCGGGCGAGGGCCAGUCCUCGCAGCCCAUGGCGCCCUGCGGCUCAGCCCAGCACAUGGUGGGGGCGCCCUCGGCCCCGCACCCGGGGCCCGUCUUCCCGCCCUCGCACUACCCCAACGGCGGCUCCUCCCAGCAGGCUGUGCUGCCUCAGUAUGGCGGCCGCAAGAUCCUCAUGUGCACGGUGGACAACUGCUACUGCUCCGGGGUGCCCUCCGUGUCCAACCACCGGGGCCACCCCCCGUACCCGCGCUCAGGCUCCUUCCCCUGGACGGUCAGCUCGCAGGAGUACCCCCACCCCCUGCCCUCCACGCCCUCCAUGCCGCAGUCCCUCCAGGGCCUCUCCGUUCGGGACUGGAUGGACGCCUCGCAGCCACACAGGCACCCUGACUUCUACGGGCUGUACGGCCAAUCUUCCACCAAACACUACGUCACCAGUUAACCUUUCAGCAGCGCUGGCCAAUCGGAAGAAACUGGGCGUAAUUUUUUUUUUUUGUUCUGUUUUAUUUUGUUUCAGAAGCCUCUUCAAAGAAAGGGUGCACGCACGCGUACACACACGCACACUUGGUUGUCAGCGUAGUGUGUGAACGUGAGUGCGUUUCCACCACAGUUUUUAAAUUUUUUUAUUUUCUCACCUUUCCCCCUUUUCUUUGUCAAGCCGAAAACCCAUUUGUCCUCCCGCCUGAGAUCUUCCAUCAUUUACAUUUUAAUCUUCUUAACCCCCCCCCCCUCCAAAAAAAAACCCUCCACUUCAGUUUGUUUUAAAAAGGGAAACCAGAGAGAGUUUCAACGGUUGCACAUUCUGUCAGCCUACAGCAGGUCAUUUUAUUUGGGGAAUGGGUUGGUUUCAUUUCCUCUGACCCCACCCCACCCCCCCUUGUCCAUGGCUUUAUGAACGAGGGUGGAGGUCCCUUUUUUUUAAAUGAAGCAGCUUUUUUCCAAGUUGGACGUUUUUAAAAUUUGGGAUCAUGCUCUGAUUUUAAGUGUUUAUAUUCUGGCUCCGGUCAUUAUUUUUAUUUUAAAAAGCUGUGGGUUCUUUGUCUUCUCGGUGAUACGUUUUAGGAGGCCGUUGCUUAAAAAAAUGUCCUUGCAGAUUUUUUUUUUUUUUUUUUUUGCCACAGGCAUCCUUCUGUUGGUGGGUGGUCUGGUUCAAUGCAGUUGGGGGGCUGGGAAUUCCAGGCCUCGACCAGUUAACCGACAUUACCCCACCCAGCAGGAAAAGGAUCUGCUCCCAGGAAAGCCCAAGAGAAAUGCUGCUGGUCUUUUCUGAAGCGAUUUGGUUAUUUUGCUAUGAUUGUUGAAGAAAGGGGAAAAAAGAAUGCUCCUUUAUUUUAUUUUACAAAAUAACCAUGAAGAGAAUCCCAACAGUGCGGAUUGAAAAAAAAAUCUUCAAAGGUUUUAAAUUAAUCACAAAGGCUCUUCAAUACAAAAAAAGACUGGAUUGUGGUAGAAGCAGUCUGCAUUGAAUGCAAAGAGCCGCCUCAUGGACUACACAGAAAUACAAGAAAUAAAAAAGAACUGCUUCGGCAUCUGAGACGGAUGCUUUCAUCGUACUUCCUGCAGAUUGAUGUCACUUCCUGCACCAAGCACAUGAGCUCUCAACUUCCUGUUUGUAGCUGUAAGCAUGUGGGAAAGAGUUUAUGAGCACUCAAAACUGCAAGCAGUUAAAAAGGGGUGUAUGUCAUGUGGGGAGGAGGGGGGAAGUGGGUGAAGCUUUUUCAUGAAUUUUAUAUAAAAAAUAGACUGAGACUGCUCAAAACUUAUGUUAAAAAUGGUCAAUGUGCUUAAA
This is a messenger RNA of Megalops cyprinoides (Indo-Pacific tarpon), 5249 nucleotides long. RefSeq names its product tripartite motif containing 8b (gene trim8b). Bases 2229 to 3902 code for a protein of 557 amino acids. The transcript has 6 exons. Lineage: Eukaryota; Metazoa; Chordata; Actinopteri; Elopiformes; Megalopidae. The record is from RefSeq and is a predicted model, not a curated record.